CCGCGAUGCAAGAACCAGCUCAUGACUAAGGGCCCCGUAUGGGUUUGAAACUAGCCGGGCAUACUCCGACCUAUUAACACUGUCUCAUGGGGAUCAAGUGCAGGGACUUCGCCAUGGUAGCCGCAGACCAGAUGACCACCCACAGUGUGUUGUUCAUGAAAGACGAUACGGAUAAGUUGCACGAGAUAUCGGAAGGUCUGCUGUUGGGGUUGAUUGGCGACCUGGGCGACGUGGCGCAGUUCACGCAGUACGUCGCACAAAACCUGCAGCUAUACCGCAUGAGGAAUGCCUACGCGCUGGACACGCCAGCGGUGGUCCACUUCACGAGGAACAGCUUAAAGGACUGCUGGCAUAGUGGUAACCCAAAAUUUUUAGAUGGGUUGAUUGCCGGUUAUGAUGAGAGGAGAGGAGGAGAACUGUACAUGAUAGAUAUCCUGGCCAGCAGUGUCCGAGUGCCGUACGGUACUCAGGGUCUGGGCGGCAUUCUCUCCUUGAGUAUCAUGGACCGCUACUAUAAGCCAGAUUUAACUCAGCAAGAGGCGUACGAAAUACUGAAGAUGUGCAUUCGCGAGGUACAACGUAAGCUGGUCUUCAACCUGCCCAGCUUCCGCGUCAAGACUGUGUCCAGGCUCGGAGUCAGGACACUGCCUGACAUCGACACGGCCAUGUUGAAUGCCAAAUAAAUUGUACCAUUACAUGAA
Molecule: messenger RNA, 701 nt
Organism: Bicyclus anynana (squinting bush brown)
Lineage: Eukaryota; Metazoa; Arthropoda; Insecta; Lepidoptera; Nymphalidae
Product: proteasome subunit beta type-2-like
Exons: 5
Coding region: 87-683 (198 amino acids)
Cellular component (GO): proteasome core complex
Source: RefSeq, a predicted model, not a curated record